This is a messenger RNA of Guillardia theta CCMP2712, 396 nucleotides long. RefSeq lists its product as hypothetical. The record is from RefSeq and is a predicted model, not a curated record. Bases 1 to 396 code for a protein of 131 amino acids. The transcript has 5 exons. Lineage: Eukaryota; Cryptophyceae; Pyrenomonadales; Geminigeraceae.
AUGGACAUGGAUUGGAAAGGCCUAUCCCUCAAUCCCAUGAACAAGAACGCUGUCACGAUACUUGAGAUGUAUCCUGUUCUUAUUGAUUGGAAGGCCUUGUCCACAAACUGCAACGCAAUGCAUCUGCUUGAGAGCAAUCCUGAUAAGAUUGAUUGGGAGGAGUUGCAAGAGAACCCUAGCCAUAGAGCAUUUCAGAUGGUCCUAGAAAGGAACUCAGGGAUGGCCCUUAUCUGGUCGAUAAAUUCUUCAAUGAACUACGCUCUGAUGAAUUUGAAACAAGGCCAUCCUAAGCUGGUUGAUCUAUAUGAAUACCUUUAUAGAUUGGCGCGGCGUGUUGCUAAAGAGAUGAAAAGAUGCCCUGGCGCAAGAUAUGCAGCAAUCCUGGGUGCCUGGUGA